Molecule: messenger RNA, 19855 nt
Organism: Erpetoichthys calabaricus (reedfish)
Lineage: Eukaryota; Metazoa; Chordata; Cladistia; Polypteriformes; Polypteridae
Gene: neb
Product: nebulin
Biological process (GO): cardiac muscle thin filament assembly
Cellular component (GO): Z disc
Molecular function (GO): actin filament binding
Source: RefSeq, a predicted model, not a curated record
CCGCUCUGCUCCGGUAGGUUUGAAGUGCUGCAGGAACGAGGAAAGGGCUGAGCCGCCACACGUCACGUCGCUCUGCACACAGCAGCUGGCAUCAGCGUCUCACGGUUCCUAAUUCUUUACCGCGAUGGAAACUGAAGAUGGCGACUACGAUGAGUUCGAUGAGGAUGAAGGUGUCGAGUACUAUGUGGAGAGCACAGAAGAGGUCGUGUAUGAAACGCACACCACGGGCAGCAAAGAGUCCACUCUGCCUUCGGGGAUGCCAAUCAGAAAGGUGAAGAAGAAGAAGAAGGUGGACAGUUCCAAGUUUAUGACACCAUACUUGGCCCACAGUCAGAAGAUGCAAGAACUCUUCAGCCAUAAUAAAUACAAGGAGUUAUAUGAACAAGAAAGAGGAAAGUCCUACGCGAUUACAACAGACACCCCGGAACUUCGCAGAAUCAAGAAGGCUCAACAACAGCUGAGUGAAGUCAAGUACCGAAUGGAAGGACAGAAAUCCCAGACUCAAAGCAAUUUUGAUGGAAAGGCACGGGAGAUCGAACACGUAAAAAAAGUGUCGCAGCUCAUCAGCAAGGUUCUUUACAAGUCCAAAUGGGAUGAGAUUAAGGACAGAUACCUGCUCCCCCCCGACGCUCCCGAGUUGGUGCAAGCAGUGAAAAAUGCUGCAAACUUCAGUAAGAAAUUGUACCGAGAGGCCUGGGACGAGGAUAAGACGAUGUACUACCCGUACAGUGACAGUCCAGAGCUGAGGCGAGUCGCCCAGGCUCAGAAGGCUCUCAGUGACAUUCAAUACAAGAAGGGUCACGAUGAGCGCAAAGCCAAGUACACCUCCCUGGCUGACCCGCCCGACGUCAUCCUUGCCAAGAAGGUCUUCACGCAGCUCAGUGACCUGAAUUACCACGAUGAAUAUAACAAGAAUAUAAAAGGAAAAUGGAGCCAAACCCCGUGCUACGAUGUUGCAGUUGCACGCAUGGUCUCGGACAACGUGAGCUCGAAAAAAUACCAAGCUGAUUACGAGGAUAUGAAGGACCAAAUUUACUUCAUGCAAACCGAAACCCCCGAGUAUGCAACCAAUAAGAAGGCCGGAAACGCUGCCAGUGCGGUGAAAUACAAGGAAGAAUUUCAAAAGACCAAAAAUGUUGCUGAUUACAACGUACUUCCUGCGACGGACAACCCCUUGCUGCGGCAGCUAAGAUACGCAGGGAAUAUUCUAAGUGACAAAGUUUAUAAGGACAACUAUGAAAAGUCGAGAGGAAAGAGCAUCAACUACUGCGACACGCCGAAGUUUAAACUGGACAACGUGAUGAAGAGCUUCACUGAUGUCAAAUACAAGGAAAAUUAUGACAACAAAAUAAAGGGGCACUACGUUGGCAGCUAUGAAGAUCCCUACAUGCUUCAUUGUAUGAAAGUUGAGGAAAUGAAGAACGAUAAAAACUAUAAAGCAGACUACGAGUGUGAUAAGACAAGAUGCUACUUUCCACAGACCAUUACUCCUGAGUAUGAAGCUAUGAAGAAGUCCUACUAUUGUAAAGACAAAACGUACAAGCAACACCCUGACACAGUUAAAUUCACGCAAGUCACAGACUCUCCCGUGUUAGUUCAAGCAGCCAUAAAUUCCAAACAACUCAGUGACUUGAACUACAAAGCAGAACACGAAUUGGACAAAGUCAAGUACACUCUGCCAGUCGACUACCCGUUUUUCAUCCAGUCCCGCGUCAACGCCUACAAUCUGAGCGAUAACUGUUACAAGUACGACUGGGAGAAAGAAAAAGCGAAGAAGUUUGAAAUAAAAGUGGACGCAAUUCCUCUUCUUGCCGCCCGUGCCCACAGCAACAUUGCCAGUGAUGUUAAGUAUAAACAGCAAUAUGAAAAAUCAAGAGGAAAGAUGGUGGGAGCUCUGAGUAUUCAAGAUGACCCCAAGAUUUUACAUUCAGUUCAUGUGGCAAAAAUUCAGAGCGAACGCGAGUAUAAGAAAGAUUACGAGAAACUCAAGACAAAAUACCACACUCCGCUGGACAUGGUCCUGGUUAGCUUGGCCAAAAAGUCCCAGGGCAUUGCCAGCAAUGUGGACUACAAGCAGCUGCAGCACCGUUACUUUUACCCCCCUGACAGCAUCGCUGUAAGCCUGGCAAAGAAAUCGUAUUCACUGCAAAGCGAGAAUGAAUAUCGAUCUGAUUACAACAGCUGGCAUAAGGGCAUCGGAUGGGUUCCUUUUGGUUCCAUGGAUGUGGAAAAAGCCAAGAAAGCAGGAGCCAUCUUGAAUGAGAAAAAGUACCGUCAGAAGCCGGACACUAUCCCCUUCACUCAGAUUGACAAUGAUCCCAUAUUAGUGCAAGCUAAGAUUAAUCAACAGCAAAGGAGUGAUCUGAACUACAAAAAGGAAGGGGAGAAGAUCAUUCACAAGUACUCCUUGCCUGCUGAUGUCCCUGAACUGAUUCAAGCUAAAGUCAAUGCGUACAACAUCAGCCCUAGCUACUAUAAGCAUGACUGGGAAAAGAGGAAGCGCAAAGGAUAUGACCUGAGGGUCGACGCUAUUCCAAUAAUCGCUGCCAAGGCCGCUCGCAAAGCUGCCAGUGAUUAUCAGUAUAAGAAGGAAUAUGAAAAACAGAGGGGACACCAUGUUGGCUUCCGCAGUCUGCAGGAUGACCCCAAACUUGUCCACUACAUGCAUGUGGCGAAGAUACAGUCCGACCGUGAAUACAAGAAGGAGUACGAGAAGUCAAAAACUAAGUACCACACUCCUCUGGACAUGUUUAAUGUGAUGGCUGCAAAGAAGUCCCAGGACAUUGCAAGCAACGUGGGAUAUAAGCAGCUCAUCCAUCAUUACACAAUGCUGCCCGACGCCAUGAAUAUAGAACUUUCCAAGAACAUGAUGAACAUUCAGAGUGAUAAUGCCUACAAAUCCGACUAUGACGGAUGGAUGAAAGGUACAGGCUGGAUUCCAAUUGGCUCUCUAGAUGUGGAGAAGGCAAAGAAGGCCGGAGAAGCCUUGAGUGAGAAAAAGUACCGACAGCACCCUGACACCAUCAAGUUCACCAGCGUGACAGACAACCCUGUGAUGGUCCAGGCUAAGCUGAAUGCCAAGCAGCUGAGCGACAGGGAAUACCGAUCAGGCGCUGAAGAGAUCAAACACACCUAUCAUCUCCCACCAGACGCCCCUACACUGCUGCAAGCCAAAUUCAAUGCCAUCAAUAUCAGCGAGAAUUAUUACAAAUACAACUGGAAAAAGACACUUCUCAAAGGUCACAAUCUGAAGGAAGAUGCCAUUCCUAUAAUUGCAGCCAAAGCCUCCAGAAACAUUGCCAGUGAUUACAAGUACAAACUGGCCUAUGAGAAGGCAAAAGGUAAGCAAGUUGGCUUCCGCAGCUUGCAGGACGACCCCAAGCUGGUGCAUUACAUGCAGGUUGCAAAGAUGCAGUCGGAACGCGAGUAUAAGAAGGAAUAUGAAAAGUCCAAGACAAAGUAUCACACUCCUCUGGACAUGUUCAGCAUCACAGCCGCCAAAAAAGCCCAAGAGGUGGCCACCAAUACCGGCUACAAGCAGCUGAUCCACCACUACUCUCUCCUUCCAGACGCCAUGAAUAUCGAGCUGAACAGAAACAUGAUGCACAUUCAGAGUGAUAAUGAAUAUAAAUCGGAUUAUAACAGCUGGUUCAAAGGUAUUGGCUGGAUCCCCAUUGGUUCAUUGGAUGUUGAGAAAGCUAAGAAAGCAGGAGAAGCUCUUAAUGAAAACAAAUACCGGCAGCAUCCGGACACAAUCAAAUUUACAAGUUUGCCAGACUCCAUGAAUAUGGUGCUCGCAAAAACCAACACCAAACAGCUUGAUGACAUUGCCUACAGAGCAUCUGGAGAGAAAGUGAAGCACAAGUACCACCUGCCGGCUGACAGUCCACAGUUCUUACAGGCUAAGAUCAACGCUUUAAAUAUAAGUGAGGCUCACUACAAAGAUAGCUGGAUCAAGCAUCUUGCAAAGGGGUACGACUUGAGACCAGAUGCCAUUCCUGUAGUUGCAGCUAAAGCUUCCAGGAACAUAGCCAGUGAUUACAAGUAUAAGUUGGCCUAUGAAAAAGCACGAGGCAAACACGUUGGCUUCCGAAGUCUGCAGGAUGAUCCCAAGCUGGUGCACUACAUGCGUGUAGCGAAGAUGCAGAGUGACAGAGAAUACAAGAAGGACUACGAGAAGUCCAAGACCAAGUACCACACACCAGCAGACAUGUUCAGCGUGAAUGCCGCCAAGCAAGCCAUGUCUGUCAUAAGCAACACCAACUACAAGCACCUGAUUCACCACUACUCCCUUCUUCCUGAUGCCAUGAAUGUUGAGCAGGCUCGGAAAAUGAUGCACAUUCAGAGUGAUAAUGAAUACAAGAGUGAUUAUAAUAGCUGGUUCAGAGGAAUUGGAUGGGUACCCAUUGGUUCCCUGGAAGUUGAAACUGCCAAAAAGGGCUCAGAGAUCAAGAGUGAGAAGAAGUACCGCCAGCCCCCAGAUACCUUCCAGUUUAAAAAACUAAUGGACUCCAUGGAUAUGGUUUUAGCUAAAUCCAAUGCUCAGACCAUGAAUCAGAAAGCUUACAAAGCUGCCUGGGAUGUUCAGAAGACCAAAAUCCAUUUAAUGCCUGAUAUUCCUGAAAUUGUUCUUUCCAAAGCCAACCAGAUUAACAUGAGUGAGAAAGCUUACAAGUUAGGUUGGGAAAACCUGAAAAAGAAAGGAUACGACCUGAAACCUGACGCCAUUUCGAUUAAGGCAGCAAAGGCUUCCAGAGAUAUUGCCAGCGAUUACAAAUACAAGUUGGCCUAUGAGAAGACCAGGGGCAAACAUGUCGGCUUCCGCAGCUUGCAGGAUGACCCUAAGCUGGUCCAUUACAUGAACGUUGCCAAAAUGCAGAGUGAGAGAGAAUACAAGAAGGACUAUGAGAAGUCCAAGAUCAAGUAUCACACGCCGAUUGACAUGUUCAGCGUGAUGGCGGCCAAGAAAGCUCAGGAGGUGGCCACCAAUACUGGCUACAAGCAGCUGAUUAGACAUUACGUUACUUUGCCUGAUUCUAUGAGUCUGCAACUGGCCAGAAAUAUGAUGCAGAUCCAAAGUGAUAAUCAAUACAAGAUGGAAUACACGGGCUUCAUGAAGGGUAUGGGAUGGGUUCCAAUUGGCUCUUUGGAAGUUGAGAAAAACAAAAAAGCAGGGGAGAUCCUGAGUGAAAAGAAGUAUCGCCAGCAUCCAGACACUGUUAAAUUCACCAGCGUGCCCGACUCCAUGGAAAAUGUCCUUGCCCAAGCCAAUGCCAAGAUCAUGAGUAAACACUUGUAUACUAAAGAUUGGGACACAAUGAAGACCAAAAUACAUGUCAUGCCAGAUACCCCGGAGAUCAUUCUUGCCAAGGCAAAUGCAAUCACCACAAGUGAGAAAAAAUACCGACUUGCUAUGGAAGAAUCUAAGAAGAAAGGCUAUGACCUAAGAGCCGAUGCUAUUUCAGUCAAAGCAGCUAAAGCUUCAAGGGACAUUGCCAGUGAUUACAAAUAUAAACUGGCCUAUGAAAAAGCACGAGGCAAACACGUUGGCUUCCGAAGUCUGCAGGAUGAUCCCAAGCUGGUGCACUACAUGCGUGUAGCGAAGAUGCAGAGUGACAGAGAAUACAAGAAGGACUACGAGAAGUCCAAGACCAAGUACCACACGCCAGCAGACAUGUUCAGCGUGAACGCUGCCAAGCAAGCCAUGUCGGUCAUAAGCAACACCAACUACAAGCACCUGAUUCACCACUACUCUCUGUUACCUGACGCCAUUAACGUUGAACUGGCUCGUAACAUGAGUUCAAUUCAAAGUGAUAAUAUGUAUAAAAGUGAUUAUAACAGCUGGUUCAAGGGAAUAGGAUGGGUGCCGAUUGGAGCUCUAGAAGUGGAGACGGCCAAAAAUGCCUCCAAAAUCAGGAGUGAGCACAAGUACAGGCAACACCCCAGCAACUUCAAGUUCUCGAGUCUGACUGACUCCAUGGACAUGGUCCUUGCAAAGACAAAUGCACAGAUUAUGAAUAAGCAUCGUUACAUUGAAGCCUGGGAGGCAGAGAAAGGAAAAAUUCAUGUCAUGCCCGACACUCCGGAAAUCCUUCAAGCCAAGCAAAAUAAAGUGACAUUCAGUGAGAAAAUGUACAAACAUGGAUGGGAGGAAGAGAAGAAGAAGGGCUAUGACCUAAGAGCAGAUGCCAUUUCAAUCAAAGCUGCUAAAUCCAGCCGGGACAUUGCUAGUGAUUAUAAAUACAAGGAAGGCUUCCGGAAGCAGACGGGACACCACAUCGGGGCCCGCAGCAUCAAGGAUGACCCCAAACUUCUUCUCGCCAUGCAUGCUGCCAAGAUUGCCAGCGACAUGGAAUACAAGAAGGACUUUGAGAAAGGGAAGACCAAGUUCAACAUGCCAGUGGACAUGCUGGGCUUUGUCCUGGCAAAGAAAUGCCAGACGCUGGUCAGUGACAUCGACUACAGAAACAUCUUACACCAGUGGACCUGCCUGCCGGAUCAGAACGAUGUUGUCCAUGCCAGGAAAGUCUAUGACUUGCAGAGCGAUGCGGCAUAUAAAGCAGACUUACAGUGGUUGAGGGGCAUUGGCUGGACUCCCAUUGGGUCUCUUGAUGUUGAAAAAGCCAAGAAAGCAAGUGAGAUUCUGAGUGAGCACAGGUAUCGCCAGCAUCCAAGCACAUGGAAAUACACAAGCACAAUGAAAGACAUGCCUAUGGUCCUUGCUAAGGCCAAUGCACACACAAUGAACCAGAAUUUAUAUAAACAAGCCUGGGAAAACGAGAAGAGUCAGAUCCACAUCAUGCCAGAUACUCCUGAAAUCAUUUUGGCCAAAUCUAACCUGAUCAACACAAGUGAGAAAUUGUAUAAAAUGGGCUAUGAGGAACUAAAGAAGAAGGGCUAUGACCUGAGAGCUGAUGCAAUUUCAGUGAAGGCUGCAAAGGCAUCAAGAGACAUCGCUAGUGAUUACAAAUACAAAGAAGGGUUCCGCAAACAAACCGGCCACCACAUCGGUGCUCGCAGUAUCAAGGAUGACCCCAAACUUCUACUGGCCAUGCAUGCAGCUAAAAUUGCCAGUGACAUGGAGUACAAGAAGGACUUUGAGAAGGGGAAGACCAGGUUCAACAUGCCAGUGGACAUGCUGGGUUUUGUUCUUGCCAAGAAAUGCCAGACGUUGGUCAGCGACAUUGACUAUAGGAAUAUCAUACACCAGUGGACCUGCCUGCCAGACCAGAACGAUGUUGUCCAUGCCAGGAAAGUCUACGACUUGCAGAGCGAUGUUUCCUAUAAAGCUGACUUGCAGUGGCUGAGGGGUAUUGGAUGGACUCCCAUCGGGUCAUUUGAUGUUGAAAAAUCCAAGAAAGCCAGUGAGAUCCUGAGUGAGCACAAGUACCGUCAGCAUCCAAGCAGCUGGAAAUUUACAAGCAAAACAGACGCCAUGCCCAUGGUCUUGGCGAGAAAUAAUGCCCUCACAGUAAACAAGAAUCUGUACACUAAAGAUUGGGAGAAAUUGAAGACUCAAAUCCAUAUGAUGCCAGAUACCCCAGAAAUCGAACUGGCCCGGCAGAACAAACUAAAUUACAGUGAGAAACAAUACAGGCUCGCAAUGGAGGAAGCCAAGAAGAAGGGGUAUGACUUGCGCGCUGAUGCCAUCUCCAUCAAAGCUGCCAAGGCCUCUAGGGAUAUUGCUAGUGACUAUAAAUAUAAGGAAGGCUUCCGCAAACAAACUGGACACCACAUCGGUGCCCGCAGCAUCAAGGAUGACCCCAAACUUCUUCUCGCCAUGCACGCUGCAAAGAUUGCCAGUGACAUGGAGUACAAGAAAGACUUUGAAAAGGGGAAAACCAAGUUCAACAUGCCAGUGGACAUGCUGGGCUUUGUCUUGGCAAAGAAAUGCCAGACACUGGUCAGCGACAUCGACUACAGAAACAUCUUACACCAGUGGACCUGCCUGCCGGAUCAGAAUGAUGUGAUCCAGGCCAGGAAGGCUUAUGAUCUACAAAGUGAUAAUUUUUAUAAAGCAGAUCUGCAGUGGCUGAAGGGUAUUGGUUGGUCUCCAAUUGGGUCACUUGAUGUUGAAAAGUCCAAGAAAGCCAGUGAGAUCCUGAGUGAGCACAAGUACCGUCAGCAUCCAAGCAGGUGGAAAUUUACAAGCAAAACUGAUGCUAUACCCCUAGUACUGGCAAAGAACAACGCCCUCACAGUCAAUAAGCACUUGUAUACUGAGGCUUGGGAAAAGGAAAAGACAAAGAUUCACAUGAUGCCAGAUACAUUAGAGAUCAAUCUGUCUCGACAAAACAGAGUAAACUACAGUGAGAAAUUGUAUAAGCUCGCAAUGGAAGAAUCCAAAAAGAAGGGCUACGACUUGCGUGCUGAUGCCAUUUCAAUUAAAGCUGCAAGAGCCUCAAGAGACAUUGCUAGUGAUUACAAAUAUAAGGAAGGUUUCCGUAAGCAAACAGGACAUCACAUUGGUGCCCGCAGCAUCAAGGAUGACCCCAAACUUCUUCUCGCCAUGCACGCUGCCAAGAUUGCCAGCGACAUGGAAUACAAGAAAGAUUUUGAGAAAGGCAAGACCAAGUUCAACAUGCCAGUGGACAUGCUGGGCUUUGUCUUGGCAAAGAAAUGCCAGACGUUGGUCAGCGACAUCGACUACAGAAACAUCUUACAUCAGUGGACCUGCCUGCCGGACCAGAACGAUGUGAUCCAGGCCAGAAAGGCUUAUGAACUUCAAAGUGAUGCCGUGUAUAAGGCUGACAUGGAAUGGCUAAAAGGCAUUGGUUGGACUCCUAUUGGCUCGCUUGAAGUGGAAAAAGCCAAGAAGGCUUCAGAAAUCCUGAGUGAAAAUAAGUACCGUCAGCACCCAAGCACUGUCAAAUUUACAAGCAUCCCUGACUCCAUGGAAAUUGUUCUGGCAAAGAGCAAUGCAAAAAAUAUGAACAUGCGCCUGUACACAGAGGCUUGGGACAAUGACAAGAGGACCAUCCAUGUGAUGCCCGAUACCCCUGAAAUUGUACUUGCUAAGCAGAACAAAGUUAACAUGAGUGAGAAACUUUACAAGCUUGCAAUGGAAGAAUCCAAGAAAAAAGGGUAUGACAUGCGAGCUGACGCCAUCUCAAUCAAGGCGGCCAAGCGCUCCAGGGACAUUAUCAGUGACUAUAAAUACAAGGAAGGCUUCCGUAAGCAGACGGGACACCACAUCGGUGCCCGCAGCGUCAAGGAUGACCCCAAACUUCUUCUUGCCAUGCAUGCUGCCAAGAUUGCCAGCGACAUGGAAUACAAGAAGGACUUUGAGAAAGGCAAGACCAAGUUCAACAUGCCAGUGGACAUGCUGGGGUUCGUCUUGGCAAAGAAAUGCCAGACGCUUGUCAGCGACAUCGACUACAGAAACAUCUUACACCAGUGGACCUGCCUGCCGGAUCAGAAUGAUGUCAUUCAGGCCAAGAAGGCUUAUGAACUUCAAAGUGAUUCUGUGUAUAAAGCUGACAUGGAGUGGCUGAAAGGAAUCGGAUGGGUGCCAAUUGGUUCACUGGAUGUAUUAAAGGUGAAAAAGGCUGGUGAAAUUCUGAGUGAGCACAAGUACCGUCAGCGCCCAGAAAAGUUCAAGUUCACCAGUCCUUCUGACUCGAUGCCUUUGGUUCUUGCUAAAGUCUGCGCCAAAAACAUCAGCGAUCGCUUGUACAGAGACGCUUGGGAUAAAGAGAAGAGGACGAUCCACGUGAUGCCUGACACACCAGAGAUCAUUCUGGCAAAGUCAAAUGCAGUCAAUGUCAGCCAGAAACUUUAUCGACAAGGUUGGGAAGAAGCUGUUAAGAAGGGCUAUGAUCUGAGAGCAGAUGCAAUUGCAAUUAAAGCUGCUAAAGCAUCCAGAGAUAUUGCAAGUGAUUACAAAUACAAAGAAGGCUUCCGUAAGCAAACGGGACACCACAUUGGUGCCCGUAGCAUCAAGGAUGACCCCAAAGUUCUCUUGGCUAUGCAUGCUGCCAAGAUUGCCAGCGACAUGGAAUACAAGAAGGACUUUGAGAAAGGCAAGACCAAGUUCAACAUGCCAGUGGACAUGCUGGGGUUCGUCUUGGCAAAGAAAUGCCAGACGCUGGUCAGCGACAUCGACUACAGAAACAUCUUACACCAGUGGACCUGCCUGCCGGAUCAGAAUGAUGUCAUUCAGGCCAAGAAGGCUUAUGAACUUCAAAGUGAUGCUGUGUAUAAGGCUGAUCUUGAAUGGCUGAAGGGCAUUGGCUGGACACCCAUUGGCUCGUUUGAUGUAGAGAAGGCCAAAAAAGCUGCAGACAUUCUGAGUGAUAGGAAGUACCGACAGCAUCCAAGCAGAGCUAAAUUCACUAGUGUGCCAGAUUCAAUGGAGAUUGUCUUGGCAAAGAGCAACGCUCAGAUUAUGAAUAAGCGCCUGUACACAGGGGCCUGGGAUAUUGAUAAGAGGACCAUUCAUGUCAUGCCCGAUACUCCUGAGAUUGUACUGGCCAAGCAGAACAAGGUCAACAUGAGUGAGAAACUGUAUAAACAAGCAAUGGAAGAUUCCAAGAAGAAGGGAUAUGAUCUGCGACCUGAUGCCAUCUCAAUUAAAGCUGCUAAAACCUCCAGAGAUAUUGCUAGCGAUUUUAAAUACAAGCAAGGUUACCGCAAGCAGCAAGGACACCAUAUUGGAUUCCUCAGUGUUAAGGAUGACCCCAGGCUUGUCCUGGCCAUGCAUGCUGCCAAGAUCUCCAGUGAAAUUGAAUACAAGAAGGACUUUGAGAAGGGCAAGACCAAGUUUAACAUGCCAGUGGACAUGCUGGGCUUUGUCCUGGCAAAGAAAUGCCAGACACUAGUCAGCGACAUCGACUACAGAAACAUCUUACACCAGUGGACCUGCCUGCCAGAUCAGAACGAUGUGAUCCAAGCUAAAAAAGCUUAUGAACUGCAGAGUGAUUGGGUGUACAAGUGUGAUCUAGAAUGGAUUCGCGGCUGCGGCUGGAUGCCCAACGAGUCCCUGGAUGUCAAGAAAACCAAGAAAGCUCAAGAAAUAAUAAGUGAAAGAAAUUACCGCCAACCUCCAAGCUCUAUGAAGUUCACCAGUGUGGUUGACUCUCCAGCUGUUGUCCUGGCCAAAGCCAAUGCCAACCUUCUCAGUGAUAUGAAAUACAGAGAAGCCUGGGAUAAAGAUAAGACCACCAUCCAUGUGAUGCCCGACACUCCAGCUAUUGUCCUGUCUAGAGCAAAUGCAAUUGCAGUCAGUGAGAAAGAAUACAGCAAGGCCUGGGAUCAACAGAAGGCUAAAGCCUAUAACAUUAAAGAAGAUGCUUUGUCAGUCAUUAAGGCUAAAGCGUCACGAGAUAUAGCUAGUGAUUACAAGUACAAGCAAGCAUAUGAGAAACAGAGAGGCCACCAUAUUGGUGCCCGCAGUGUUGGUGAUGACCCCAGACUUGUUCUUGCCAUGCAUGCUGGCAAGAUCGCCAGUGACAUUGAGUACAAGAAGGACUUUGAGAAGGGGAAGACCAAGUUCAACAUGCCAGUGGACAUGCUUGGCUUUGUCUUGGCAAAGAAAUGCCAGACGCUGGUCAGUGACAUCGACUAUAAGAAUAUUUUACACCAGUGGACCUGCCUGCCGGAUCAGAAUGAUGUGAUUCAGGCCAAGAAGGCAUAUGAGCUGCAGAGUGAUGCUGUUUAUAAAUCUGAUUUAGAGUGGUUGCGUGGAGUUGGUUGGAUGCCAAAUGAGUCCUUGGAGGUUAACAAAGUGAAGCAUGCUCAGAAGAUUAUCAGCGACACAAACUAUCGCACUAAACUGGACACCCUGAAGUUUACUCCUGUGACUGACAGAGUUGACUACGUCACAGCUAAACAGGCAGCUGACAUUCUCAAUGAUACUAAGUAUCGUGAAGCAUGGAACAGUGUGAAGACAAAGUUCACUCUUGUUGACACUCCUCAGCUCCAAGCAGCAAAGGAGGCAGCUAAGCACAUCAACCAGAAACUGUACACGAAAGAAUGGGACAAAACCAAAGCUACAAGCUACUUUAUGCCAGCCGAUACAGUAGCCAUCCAGCAAGCCAAGAAAACUCAGUUCAUACAGAGUGAUAAUAAAUACAAAGCAGAUUACUUUAAGCAGAGAGGCCACCAUGUGGGAUGCCGAAGCAUUCAAGAUGACCCCAAGCUGGUGUGGUCCAUGCAUGUGGCCAAGAUCCAAAGUGAUCAAGAAUACAAGAAGAACUUUGACAAAUCCAAGACCAAAUUCAACCUGCCAGUAGAUAUGUUAGCCUUUGUCUUAGCUAAGAAGUGCCAAAUCCAAGUCAGUCAUAUCGACUACAAGAACAUCUUGCACCAGUGGACCUGUCUGCCUGACCAGAAUGACGUCAUUCAGGCGAAGAAAGCUUAUGAUCUACAGAGUGAUUUUGUCUACAAAUGUGACAUGGAAUGGAUUCGUGGCUGUGGAUGGAUUCCUUUGGAUUCUGUUGAACAUCAAAAAGUGAAGAAGGCCCAAGAGAUCCUGAAUGAUAGACACUAUAAGAAGGAUGCAAAAGAGGGCUUUGCCAAAUUCACCAGUGUGGUUGACCUUCCAGAAAUUGUCCUUGCCAAGAUGAACAGUGCAAAUCUAAGCGAUCUGAAAUACAAAGAAAGUUUCAAUCUGGAGAAGGGUCACUAUAUUGGAGCAUCAGACACUCCGCUGUUGGCUCAUUCAAGAGAAGCAGCCAAGAUUCUGAGCGAGAAACUAUAUACAGACAACUGGAACAGCAACAAAGCAAUAGGCUAUCAUCUCGAUGAAAAAUACCUGCCAAUUGUGGGAGCAAAGCACACACACAUGGCUGUCAGUGAUGUGAGGUAUAAAGAUGCCCACGAGAAAGCUAAAGGUCACUACUUGGCUGGUAAAGACAUCAGUGAAUUCCCCAGUGUUGUUCGAUCUCUUGCCGUCGAGAAGAUGAAAAGUUUGAUGGCUUAUAGGAAAGGCUAUGAAGACACCAAGACGAAGAUUCACAUACCAUUUGACAUGCUGAGCCAUGUCAUGGCCAAGAAAUGUCAACAUAUUCUGAGUGAGAUCGAGUACCGGACCUAUCUGCAUCAGUGGACCUGCCUUCCCGACCAGCAUGAUGUCAUUCAUGCUAGAAAAGCCAAUGAGCUCUUGAGUGACGUUUUCUACAAAGAAGAUAUGACAUGGCUGAAGGGAAUUGGAUGCUACGUCUGGGAUACUCCUGAGAUCCUCCGCGCAAAGAAAUCCUACGAUCUGCAGAGUGAAAGUAAAUAUAGAGCUGCUGGAAAAGAGAACUUCAGCAAAUAUUCUGUUGUUACUGAUACUCCAGUGUACGUGACAGCAGUGACUGGAUACCAACACGCCAGUGAAUUAAAAUACAGGGAGGCUUAUCACAAGGACAAGGAAAAAUACACCACUGUUCUGGAGACCUUGGAUUAUCACCGUGCGCAGAACCUCAAGACUAUUUAUAGCAAUAAACUCUACACGGAAGCAUGGGACAAAAUAAAGGCCACAAGUUACAAAGUGCCCUCUGACUCCUUCUCUUUGGCCCUUGCUAAGCAACAGAAGAACAUUAUCAGUGCUCUCAAGUACAGAGAAGAUUAUGAGAAAUUCAAAGCUCUCUACACCUUGCCCAGAUCAGUGGAUGAUGAUCCUUCUACUGCGAGAUGCCUUAGAGUUGGAAAGCUGCGCAAUGACCGCUUGUACAAGGAGAAUUAUGAAAAGACAAAAGCAAAAAUUCACAUUCUUCCGGACAUGUUAGAGAUUGUUGCUGCUAAGAAUACCCAGAAGGUGGUCAGUUAUAUUGAUUAUCGCAAGUAUCUUCAUGAAUGGAUCUGCCUUCCUGACUUGAAGCUCUAUGUGCACGCAAGAAAGGUCAAUGAGCAGCUCAGCGAUAUAUUUUACAAAGAUGAUUUCAACUGGAUGAAGGGUAUCGGUUGCUACGCUUGGGACACCCCUGAAAUCCUGCGGGCUAAGAAUGCCUACAAUCUCCAGAGCAGUAUUAAUUACAAAGCUAAAGCAGAAGAAGCCAAGAAAAACUUUUCUGUGGUGACAGACACUCCUACCUACGUCCAAGCUGUGAUCAGCGCCAACCAGCUGAGCGAUAUUGUAUACCGCAAUGACUAUGUGAAGAAUGUCAAAGGCACGAUGACUUCACCAGCCACCACCAUAGACCUGGAGAGAGCCCGAGAAGCUAACAAGAUUCAGAGUGACAACCUUUACAAAGAAGCGAGCCACACUUUUAUGCCUACUGGAUACACUCUGCCUUAUGAUACGCCACUUAACAAGCAUGCAAAGAACAACAGCACUAUCCGUAGUGACCUUAAGUACAAAGAGGCCUAUGAACACAUGAAGGCAAAGGGGUACACUCUUCUGGCGGACAGUGUGGGUUUUGUCAACAUAAAGAAGAUCAACAAAAUCAUCAAUGAGCGGCAGUACCGCCAUCUGUACCAUAGCCAGAAAGAUAAGAUCCACACAACCUACGACACCCCUGAAAUCAAACAGGUCAAAGCCACCCAAGAGGCCAUCAGUGAUCUAUGCUACAAGGCCCAUUACAACAACAUGAAGGGACAUCUGAUUUCUAUGCCAAUGACUCCUGGUUUGAUGCAUUGCCGUUAUGUUAAUGAUAUCACCAGUGAUAUAAAAUAUAAGGAGGAUCUCCAGUGGCUGAAGGGCAUGGGAUGUUUCUUGUAUGAUACACCAGAUAUGGUCCGUGCCAGGGCAACUGCCAAACUCUGGUCUGGAUAUACCACAGCCGCUAAGAAGAUGCACGAAAAGGUCUCUGUUGUCUUGGAUACUCCUGAGUACAGGACCAUAUCAGAGCUCAAAUCCCAUUUAAGUAACUUGGUUUACAGAGCUGUUGGCAAUGAAGCGAAGACUAAAUACACUCCAGUUGCUGACAGCAUUGACAUUCUGAGAGCCAAACAUGGCCAGCAGAUCCAGAGCCAAUACCUGUACACUGAAAUGGCUACGAAGGAGAGGCCCCACUACACUCCAGAGUUUCAGACACCAACUCUGAAGCAUGCCAGGGAAAUGAAAGUGAUCACCAGCGAGAAAAAAUACAAGGAGCAGUAUGAAAAGAUGAAGAGCAAAUAUACACCUAUAGCCGACACACCUGGCCUGAUCAUUGCAAAGAAAGUUUACUUCAAUGCUAGCGAUUUACGCUACAAGGAAGCAUUUGAGCAGGCAAAGGGCCACUACCGCACGGUGAAGGACGCCCUGGACAUUACUUACCAUCGCAAGGUUACAGAUGAUAUCAGCAGUGUGAAAUACAAAGAGAAGUACGUCAGCCAGCUGGGCUUGUGGAGGUCCAUUCCUGAUCGCCCAGAGCAUUUCCAUCAUCGCAUGGUCAGCGAUGCUGUCAGUGACGUGAAAUACAAGGAUGAUCUGUCCUGGCUGAAGGGUAUCGGCUGCUAUGUCUGGGACACUCCUGACCUGGUUCUGGCGGGACAGAAUAAGAAUCUUUACAGCAUGUACAAGUACCGAGUCUCCUUUGAGAAGAACAGAGACAAGUUCAAAUACACAGUGGACACUCCGUUCUUCCACACAGCCAAAGAGGCAGCAAAGCUGGUUAAUGAGAAGCUGUACAAAGCUCAAUAUGAGAAGACCAAGGAUAAGUACACCAGUGUUGUUGAUGAUCCUAGAAACAUCCUGGCCAAACAUGCUAACGAGCUGCUGAGUCAGUGGAAGUACAAGCAAGCAUAUGAGAAGGGAAAGGACAAAUAUACUUCAGUGCUGGACACGCCAGAGCACACACGUACUCAGAAAGUUGGCAAGAACAUCAGUGACAUCAUUUACAAGAUGGAAUAUCACAAGAACAAAGCGAAAGGCUACACACUUGGGCACGACACCCCGGUGCUUCAGCAUAUGAAGAAAGUGAAGGACCGACUGAGCCAAUUGAAGUACAAGGAGGAAUAUGAAAAGAAUAAGGCCCACAUUAACAUUGCUCCAGAUGCUGUAGAGAUCAAGGCUGCCAAAGACGCAUACAAGCAUAUUAGCAAUCUCGACUAUAAGAAGAAGUACGAAGCGACCAAAGCCAAGUGGCUGUUCACCGCUGACAGGCCCGACUUUGUUCAUGCUUACAAGACGUCCUUACAGCAGAGUGAUGUUGAAUAUAAAUAUGACAGGGAGUCCCUGAAAGGCUGCAAGCUGUCUGUGACUGACGACAAGAACACAGUCCUGGCUUUAAAGAAUAAUGAGAUGGCUAGUGAAGUGAAAUACAAGCAAAAGUAUGAACGGUCAAAGGGCACAUACAUAGCUGUGCCGGACACCCCUCAGAUCAUCCACGCAAAGUCCAUUGGCCCCCUCGUGUCAGAGAAUAAGUACAAGCAAGCCAGCAAGAGGGAACUCUCCCACGGCUCCUUCACAACUAUGCCAGAAACCCGUGACACAGUUCAUGUCAAGGAGGUCUCUCAUAUCCUUAGCAAGAAACAAUACAGUCAGAAGUUUGAGAAAGAGAAAGGCAAAUCCAACUAUUCUUUGAUGGUGGCACCUCCUGACAUUACUCACGCUAUGGAGGUGGCAAAGAAUCAAAGUAAUAUUGCCUAUAAGCAAGAGGCCAAGGCCAAACUGCAGUACACCCCAGUGGCAGACCGACCCGACAUCAGGAAGGCUACGCAGGCUGCAAAACUAAUCAGUGAUAUUGAGUACAGAGCCAAAGCUCGUAAAGAAGUCACCCGUGGGGGCAGCCUGAUUAACCGCCCUGAUAUUGAGCUUGCUAAAGAGGUGUCCAAGCUUACAAGUCAGGUGAAGUACAAGGAAAAGUUUGACAAGGAGAUAAAAGGAAAGCGACCACAGUUUGACUUAAAGGAGAGUAAGGUGUACCAGACGCUGAAGGACGCAAACACUCUUGCAAGUGAAGUUAAAUACAAAGUAGACCUGAAGAAGAUUCACAAGCCUGUGACGGACAUGUCGGAGUCGCUUGCCAUGCAGCAUGGCCUAACCACCAGCAAGCUUGCGAGUGAUUAUCGGUAUAAGAAGAAGUUUGAGGAGAGUAAAGGUCACUACCACUUGGUACCCGACAGUCCUGAACAGAUUCAUCUUAAGGAGGCUUCAGAGCUCCAGAGUCAAGUGAAGUACAAGGAGAAGUAUGAGAAGGAAAGAGGAAAGCCCAUGUUUGACUUUGAGACCCCGACCUAUGUCACAGCUAAAGAGGCGCAGCACCCUGCAGAGCGAGAGAAUGGGAAAACGUAUAGGAAGGACUUGGAAGAGUCCAUUAAAGGCAGAAACCUGUCAGGUUUGGAGGUCACACCUGCACUGUUACAUGUCAGAUAUGCCACCAAAAUAGCAUGUGAGAAAGAGUACAGGAAGGAUCUAGAGGAAGGCAUCAAGGGUAAAGGGUUAACAGUGCUGGAGGAAACUCCUGAGCUUCUGAGGGCAAAGAAUGCUACUCAGAUCUUAAAUGAGAGGGAGUACAAAAAGUCUUUGGAGCAGGAGGUCAAAGGGAAAGGUAUGCUAGCAUUAGCCACGGACACACCUGACUUCAUGAGAGCGAGGAACGCCACAGACAUUCUGAGCCAGACCAAAUAUAAGCAGUCUGCCGAGAUGGACCGGGCCAGUUACACCACUGUAACGGACACCCCUGAAAUCAUCCACGCUCAGCAAGUCAAGAAUAUUGUAAGCCAGAAAAAAUAUAAAGAAGAAGCAGAACGAACCAUGUCUCACUAUGUCCCUGUGCUGGAUACUCCUGAGAUGCAGAGAGUGCGUGAAAAUCAGAAGAACUUUAGCACACAACAGUACCAGGCUGACCUUAAAAACAUUAAAGGGAAAGUAUCAGUGGUUAAUGACACGCCCGAAAUUCUGCGUGUAAAAGAAAACCAAAAGAAUUUCAGCUCGAUAUUAUACAAAGAGGAGUUGGGAAGAGGAACUUCGAUUAAAGAAACUCCAGAGAUGGAAAGGGUUAAGAGGACUCAGCAGGCGAUCAGCACGAUUCAAUACAAGGAACCCAUUGGGACAGGAACAGCAAUCCCUGAUCUGCCUGAGGUGAAGCGUGUCAAGGAAACGCAGAAGAACAUCAGUUUGGUUUCUUAUAAGGAAAAUCUGGGACAAGGAACUGCAAUAACUUGCACUCCAGAGAUGGAGAGAGUCAGACGCAAUCAAGAGAACAUUAGCUCGGUUUUGUAUAAAGAAAAUCUCGGACAAGGAACCGCAAUAACGUGUACUCCAGAGAUGGAGAGAGCCAAGCGCAAUCAAGAACACAUUAGCUCGGUUUUGUACAAAGACAACUUAAGCACGGGGACCUCGGUGCCCUUAACUCCAGAGAUGGAGAGAGUCAAGCGCAAUCAAGAACACAUUAGCUCGGUUUCAUAUAAAGAAAAUCUGGGCCAUGGAACCCCAGUGCCCUGCACUCCAGAUAUGGAGAGAGCCCGACGCAACCAAGAGAAUAUCAGCUCGGUUCUGUAUAAAGAGAAUCUGGGGAAGGGAACGCCGGUGCCCUUGACUCCAGAGAUGGAGAGAGUCAAGCGCAAUCAAGAACAUAUCAGCUCGGUCUUGUACUCGGACAGUUUCCGCAAGCAGGUGCAGGGCAAAGCCGCGUUUGUGUUGGACACCCCUGAGAUGCGGCGCGUCAAGCAGACUCAGCGCAUCAUUUCAACUGUGAGAUACCACGAGGACUUUGAGAAGAGCAAAGGGGCCUUCACGCCAGUAGUCACUGACCCCAUCACCGAACGGGUCAAGAAGAACAUGCAGGACUUCAGUGACAUCAGCUACAGAGGAAUCCAAAGGCGCGUGGUGGAAAUGGAGAGACGAAGAGCGGCCGAACACGACCAGGAGACCAUAACAGAUCUACGGGUCUGGCGCACCAACCCUGGUUCAGUCUUUGAUUACGACCCUGCUGAGGACAACAUCCAGUCGAGAAGUCUGCAUAUGCUCUCCGUCCAAGCCCAGCGCCGCAGCAGGGAGCACUCCCGCUCCGCCAGUGCCCUGAGCCUCAGCGCCGGAGACGAGAAGUCCGAGACAUCGGAAACCGCCGACCACCAUCUGUCCUUGUACAGCAACGGGGGCUUCUUCACCACCACAGUCGUGGGUUAUCAGCAGGCCAAAACUACAGAACUACCUCAGCAGAGAUCUUCCAGUGUGGCCACCCAGCAAACCACCGUGUCUUCUGUCCCAUCUCAUCCAUCAACAGCCGGAAGGUCCUUCCGGGCCAUGUAUGACUACAUAGGAGCAGAUGGUGACGAGGUCUCCUUCAAAGACGGCGACAUCAUCAUGAACGUUCAGUCCAUCGACGAAGGCUGGAUGUAUGGAACCGUGCAGAGGACCGGAAAGACUGGCAUGCUGCCCGCCAACUACAUGGAGGCCAUUUAAAUCAGAAGACGUAAUGGACAUAAGCCACAUCCACCGCACCUCCCGGCCACUUUAGAUCAACGCCACUCAGCUGCCAGCCCGAAGCCUGUCCUCGGUGCCCGCCAGUGGCUGUGGCUUAUGAGCUCCAUUGUCACGUACUCCUCAGCACAGGACACUUUCUACCUUCAUGACGACGUAACCGGAUGGACGCUUUCACUUCCCGUCUCGAGCUUCUCCUCGUGUCUUUCUGUAGGAAGGCGAGGGAGUUUGGGCGCAGGAGGCCGCCUUCCUACUUGGAUCCAAGAUGGCGAUGGAGGGCCACUUGCUUCUCUCGUGUGAAUGCGGUGGAAUCUCCAAGCCAUCCAUUGUUCAUUUCUUUACGAGAUCGUGUAAAAAUAAAAAUGAAAAAAACAAAAAACAGGCAACUAGCAGAAGAUGAGAAGAACGCGAGCCACCGCAGGGCCGAGGAAAGCCGAAGGUCAAACCAGCCUGCAAGUUAAGAGAAGUUCACCCUCCUCUGCCCGCUGAAGGCCGCUGACCACCUGCUGCAUGUGUGUGUUGUAACUCGGGGGUCUACCAUGUAACCGAGGGGCUAAUAAAGCGCCGUAUGUUUCUGCAGUA